Messenger RNA from Monoraphidium neglectum, 315 nucleotides. RefSeq lists its product as hypothetical. The record is from RefSeq and is a predicted model, not a curated record. Bases 1 to 315 code for a protein of 104 amino acids. The transcript is spliced from 2 exons. Lineage: Eukaryota; Viridiplantae; Chlorophyta; Chlorophyceae; Sphaeropleales; Selenastraceae.
AUGCGCGCGUCGCUGCGCCAGCCGCUGCUGGCUGCCAUGAUCGGCAUUGGUAUCGGUUACUAUACUUUCAGCGAGCCCCUGAGCCGCCUCGCCGCGCAGCAGCGGCAGGAAGUGGAGGCGGCCGGCGGCGCCGACGCGUGGCGCGAGGCCAAGCAGAGGGAGGCGGCUGCUGCCGCGGCCGCGGCCGCGGCGGCGGCGGCGGCAGCCGCGCAGGAGGAGGAGGACCGGCAGAAGCCGUGGCGCCGCAAGAGGCGGCAGGAGCGGAGCCAGCAGGAGCAGGCGCAGGCGCAGCAGCUCGAGUCUGAGCCAUCAUGA